AUGGCAUCGCAAGCUCUAGCUGCAUCUGCGGUGUUGAAAGAAUUCUUGUCGAUAUUGCAUUGGGCAACCGCGCGCGGUUCAAGAGGUGAUGAGGAGGCGAGAAGGGGUAGGAUCGCAACAAGGGCGGUAGAGAAUCUGACCAUUUCGAUGGAUUGUGCCGGGAUGCUAUUGUACGGGGACUUGCACCAAAAAAACGUGGUUGGAGACAAGGCGACUAAGACAAAUGGCCCCGAUCUUGAUGAUGUGGAGGCCACGUGGUACACGUGUGCAUGCAGAUGUACAAAUCUGCAUGACUGA
Messenger RNA from Bacidia gigantensis, 297 nucleotides. RefSeq lists its product as uncharacterized. The transcript has 2 exons. Bases 1 to 297 code for a protein of 98 amino acids. Lineage: Eukaryota; Fungi; Ascomycota; Lecanoromycetes; Lecanorales; Ramalinaceae. The record is from RefSeq and is a predicted model, not a curated record.